AUGAAGCUGCGGGUUAUUUGCAGAGGGAAAAACGAGUGUUCGUGUAUACCUUCCCCCAGCGAGAUAGUGGACCCCGCCACUCCAACCCAAACCCCACCACGAGCCGUGGUCUUGCAACCAACCCCACACCUGCCGGCCAAAAUCCCAGAGUGGAUUAGCAGAGAGAGCGAGAGCCUCCUCUUCAAUCCACAACUGUAUCCUCACCUCGCAUCUGCCAGGCCUCCAAACCCACCACCAACGACGACGACGAAAGCUCCCGAAGCGACUGAUACCUCGAGAGUCACGAGCUCAAUCGGGUACAAAACAAGAAGUGGCGAUCACAGAUAG
Colletotrichum lupini is the source of this 327-nucleotide messenger RNA. RefSeq lists its product as uncharacterized. The record is from RefSeq and is a predicted model, not a curated record. The transcript has 2 exons. NCBI's taxonomy places the organism in Eukaryota, Fungi, Ascomycota, Sordariomycetes, Glomerellales, Glomerellaceae. The coding region runs from base 1 to 327 and encodes 108 amino acids.